Molecule: messenger RNA, 1410 nt
Organism: Halichondria panicea
Lineage: Eukaryota; Metazoa; Porifera; Demospongiae; Suberitida; Halichondriidae
Product: hsp90 co-chaperone Cdc37-like
Exons: 12
Coding region: 103-1317 (404 amino acids)
Biological process (GO): protein stabilization; protein folding
Cellular component (GO): cytoplasm
Molecular function (GO): heat shock protein binding; protein-folding chaperone binding; protein kinase binding
Source: RefSeq, a predicted model, not a curated record
UCCCGUACAGGUCAUAGGUUAAUUUGUUGCUAGAAAUUUCUCUGAGUGACAUCUUGUGUGUGCGUGUGUACAGCUACAGUUCAUAGCACUGAGGCCGAGAAGAUGUCGAGACUCGACUACAGCAAGUGGAAUCACAUCGAGGUGAGCGAUGAUGAGGAUGACACCCAUCCUAACGUGGACACGCCCUCUUUGUUCCGAUGGCGUCACCAAGCAAGAGUGGACAGAAUGGAACAGACCAAGGAGGAGAAAGAUCGGCUCAAGGCAGAGGAGGAAGAACUCCAGAAGAGAACAGCUGAUAUCCAGAGGAAGACUAAGGAAUUGUCUCUCUUGAACGAGGACGCUCAAAAGAAGGAAGCAGCACGAGUGAGGACAGAGCUGGCAGUGCUCAAGAAACAAGAAGAAGAGUUCAAACAAAAGGAGGCGGAGAUUGCAAAGAAAGAACGACUGACCCCCUGGAAUGUGGACACUCUCUCUCAGCCUGGCUUUGACAAAACAGUGAUCAACAAGCCCAAGCCCAAGCCACAGGAAGUGGACGAGAGUAAGAAACACGAGCAAAUGAUUGACUUCAUCAACACGAACGAGAGCACCAUCAAGAAGUUUGGAAUGUUGGCCAACUAUGAUGCGAGUCUUGAGUUCUUGAGGGACAACUCACAGCUUGUGUGUUUGGACACGGCUAACUACCUCACCAUGUGGUGUGUCAAUCUGGAGGUUCAGGAGAAGUCAUCUCUGAUGCAGAGAGUGGCCCACCAGACUAUUGUGAUGCAGUACAUCCUGGAGCUGGCCAAACAACUCGACAGGGACCCUCGUUCCUGUGUGCCCGGCUUCUUUAUACGUAUGAAGUCAGCGGAGAAGACGUAUCUGGAUGCAUUCCAGGAUGAGCUGGGGGCGUUCAUUGGACGAGUGAGGGGGCGGGCCAAGGCAAGGAUAGAGGAGGCAGCACGAGAGGUCGAAGAGGAGGCUCGCCAGGAAAGGCAGGGACCUGGUGGACUGGACCCUAUCCAGGUCUUGGAGACUCUACCUCAGGAGUUGAAGGAAUGUUUCGAGACAAAGAGUGUGUCUAAACUGCAAGAGGUUCUAGCCAAGCUGUCCAAAGAGGAGGCAAGCUAUCACAUGAAAAGAUGCGUGGACUCUGGACUCUGGGUCUCUGAUGCCAAGUCUGCUGGACUGACCCCUGCCAGUGAGGAGCUAAAGAAGCUGCGAGCUGAGGGGACGGCCGAGGUACGUGAUGGAGAGAGGGACGUCAUGGCUGACCGCAUCCCCAUCACUGACGAGGAGAUCUAUGAGGAGAUAGACUCGGGGGACCUGGGCUUGGACUGAGGAACACUUGGAAUGACUUAAUGACUUUUUUUUGUGUAUAAGACAUUGUUCAAUUUGAUCUGUUUAUAAUAAAAAACAACCUUUUCUGCAUAA